AUGGUCAUCGUGAUGGUGGCCACCAUGAUGGAGGUCAUUGUGAUGGUGGCCACCUUGGUCAUGGUCAUCGUGAUGGUGGCCACCUUGAUUCUGGUCAUUGUGAUGGUGGCCACCAUGAUGGAGGUCAUCGUGAUGGUGGCCACCUUGAUUCUGGCCACCUUGAUCCUGGUCAUCGUGAUGGUGGCCACCGUGAUGGAGGUCAUUGUGAUGGUGGCCACCUUGAUCCUGGUCACCAUGAUUGCAGUCAUCAUGAUCCCGCUCACCAUGAUUAUGGUCAACAUGGUGGUGGCCACCGUGAUGGUCAGCAUGGUGGUGGCCACCUUGAUCUUGGUCACCAUGAUCAUGGCCACUGUGAUGCUGGCCACCAUGAUGACGGCCAGAGGGGUGGUGGCCACCUUGAUUCUGGUCAUUGUGAUGGUGGCCACCAUGAUGGAGGUCAUCGUGAUGGUGGCCACCUUGAUCCCGGUCACCAUGAUUGCAGUCAUCAUGAUCCCGCUCACCAUGAUCAUGGUCAGCAUGGUGGUGGCCACCAUGAUGGUCAGCAUGGUGGUGGCCACCUUGAUCUUGGUCACCAUGAUCAUGGCCACUGUGAUGCUGGCCACCAUGAUGACGGCCAGAGGGGUGGUGGUCACCUUGGUCACAGUCAUCAUGAUGGUGGCCACCAUGAUGGAGGUCAUUGUGAUGGUGGCCACCUUGAUCCCGGUCGCCAUGAUUGCAGUCAUCAUGAUCCCGCUCACCAUGAUCAUGGUCGGCAUGGUGGUGGCCACCAUGAUCACGGUCACCGUCAUCACCAUGAUCAUGGUUGAUGGUGGCCAUUGUGAUGGAGGUCAGCGGGGUGGUGGCCACCAUGAUCAUGGUCACCAUGAUCAUGGCCACUGUGAUGCUGGCCACCAUGAUGGAGGUCAGCGGGGUGGUGGCCACCAUGAUCCUGGUCAUCGUGAUGGCCACCACGAUCGUCAUCACCUUGAUCCCGGUCACCAUGACUGCAGUCAUCGUGAUCCUGGUCACCAUGAUCGUGGUCAUCGUCAUCCCGGUCAUUGUGAUGGUGGCCACCACGAUCAUGGUCGUUGUGGUCACCAUGAUCCCGGUUAUCGUGAUGGUGGCCACCACGAUCAUGGAUCGAGUGGCCGGAGAGGCCGGAUCACCGCCGUGGGGGUGGGGAUGUGGUGUGGGACGGUUCUUUGGGGUGAUGUCAAGAGGUCUUCCAGGGGGGGAUUUGGCCAGGUGGAUCCCAAGAACUCUUACAGCAAAGGAUUUCUCCAGGUGGAUCCCGGGAACUUUUUCAACGAAGGAUUGGUCUGGAUGGACACGGGAAGUUCUUCCAGGGGAGGAUUUGGCCAGGUGGAUCCCAGGAGCUCCUCGGGCGCCUCGAUCCCGGAGUUGGUUCCGUGGCUCCAGAGGGGUUCGGACACCGGGGGGAACGUUGGGAUCUCCUGCUCCAGGCGGGUUUUCCUUGGAAUGAGGGGAGUGAGAUCCACUUGGACUGAGAACUUUGGGAUCCCCAAUUCCCAGCAGAUCCAGAACUUUGGGAUCCCCAAUUCCUAAGGGAUUGAGAACUUUGGGAUUCCCAUGGACUGAGAGCUUUGGGGUCCCCAUGGAUUGAGAACGUUGGGAUCCCCAUGGACUGAGAACGUUGGGAUCCCCAAUUCCCAGCAGAUCCAGAACUUUGGGAUCCCCAGUUCCUAAGGGAUUGAGAACUUUGGGAUCCCCAUGGACUGAGAGCUUUGGGGUCCCCAUGGAUUGAGCACGUUGGGAUCCCCAGUUCCCUGUGGAUCAAGAACUUUGGCAUCCACCUUUCCCCAUGGACUGAGAACUUUGGGAUCCGGAAUUCCCAACACAUUGAGAACUUUGGGAUCCCCAGUUCCCCCUGGAAUGAGAACUCUGGGAUCCCCGAUUCCCACCAGAUCCCGAACUCUGGGAUCCCCGAUUCCCACCAGAUCCCAAACUCUGGGAUCCCCGAUUCCCACCAGAUCCCAAACUCUGGGAUCCCCCAUUCCCCACCCCGGCCCCUCUCCCAGCUCAGCCCCCCCUUUUCCCCCAGGAAUAUUUCUCCCCCUAUUUAAAAAUUUGGGAAUUCCCGUCCCCGCUCCCCCUUUCCCCCCAUGGACAUUCUGCACUUUAUUCCAGGCUCUGGGAAUUCCGGGAUCACCUUUGGGAUUUUUUUUUUUUUUUUUUGGGAUCAUCCCACAAAAUUUGGAAAUUUUGGCCUCCUGGGAAAUCGGGAUGAGCCCUGCUGGAAAAACCCGGAGCUUUUAUGCAAAUCCCUCCACUCCCAUCCCACUUUUCCCCUGCAAAAUUCCCAUUUUAUUCCCUGCUCUGAUUUUUUUCCAGAAAUUUUUGGGGCCAAAACAAAAAAAAAUAGGAAAAAAAAUCCUGUCAGGAUUGAAAUUCCCAACAAAAUUCCCAUUCCUGGAACGCUUCGGCUUGGGGGGGAUUUUUUAGGGAAUCUCCUGAAGUUUUAGGGAAUUUUAACCCCGGGAUCUGACUCCUUGGAGGUCCCGAUGCUUUUAUCCCAAUUUUCCCCCUUUUAUCCCAAUUUUCCCGCUUUUAUCCCCAUUCUCCUGCUCUUUUUUCCCUUUUUUUUCCCAUUUUUUCUUCCCCCUGGCUAUGCAAGAGCUCCCCCAGGAUGGAAAUCCCAGAAAAAUCCUGGAAAAAUAAAAAUUCCGAGAAAAAAAAAAAAAUCCCGGGAUAGGCUCGGGAGGAGCCGAACCGACCCUAAAAACCCCCGGGGAAAACCCCGGGAUUUGGGAUCCGCCGGGAAGAGCUUCGGGAUUCCCUGGAUAUGCAAAGAGGGCGCGAAUAAAUCUGUGAAAAAUGGGA
Haemorhous mexicanus (house finch) is the source of this 2820-nucleotide messenger RNA. RefSeq lists its product as uncharacterized. The record is from RefSeq and is a predicted model, not a curated record. Lineage: Eukaryota; Metazoa; Chordata; Aves; Passeriformes; Fringillidae. Bases 1 to 1545 code for a protein of 514 amino acids. The transcript has 2 exons.